AUGUCCGAAGAACCCCGUAAGUCGUCGUCACCUUCAAUUUAUAUCAUAGAUAUGAAGAACUCCCGUGGCGGCGAUGGCCAUGGGAUCGAGUGGUUUCCAUAUAUCGCCUUCGCAAUGACCUUCGUCCUGAUUCUGGCGCUCGUUUUAGCACUGACGCUACGGCAUACCUCCGCAGCAGCAGCAGCCGUUCCUCAUCGUCACGACAACAACAAACAUGGCCAUCUGAAAGCACUGGUAUAUCGAGGUCCAGCAUCGUGUGACGGUUGUCCAGAAGCCGUCGCGAACCUCCUCACUUCCUCGCCGGAAAACAUUCGAGUCGCAUAUGUUGGCCCCAAAGAAAAGACGAAACUGACACGCGAUGCUUUGUCCAAAGUCGACAUCUACGCACAACCAGGUGGCGGAGGUAUCAAUAUAUUCAAACCCCCCUGCCAAUCAGAUCCGAGUUACUGAUUCUAUUCCAUCAGAUCUCGACGAAGCCUGGCCGCACCUGCACUCUUCCAAAUCCACAAUUCGAAAAUUCGUCCAGAACGGCGGAAGAUACAUCGGCUUCUGUCUCGGGGCCUACCUAGCAGGCCACGGUCCGGGAUUUGAUCUUCUCCACCCCAAGGACGACACGGAUCAAGAAGUCAAACAGCCCGAUUCCCAAGUCAAAGACGAAGAAAAAGACACCAUAAUCCAAGUCGACUGGGACUUCUCGAACGGGACCAAGGCGAAGGGAAGGUGGAUGUAUUUCCAAGACGGUGCGGUGAUUGAGUUGGAGCACGGCUCGAAAGCGAAGGUUCUGGGGCGGUAUUCGAGCAAUGGGAAUCCGGCAGCUACGUUGAAUAAGUUUGGGAAAGGGUGGGUCGGCGUGAUUGGACCUCAUCCUGAGGCGGAUCAGAGUUGGUGUAGGUUUGACUGGGAAAGACGAAUCGUCAAGUCUGAUACUGAUGAGAUGCCGCAGACGAUAGCUAUGGUAUCAGCAAUCCCGAUGGUAUCCAUUUCGACAUUGGAUACGACUUUCUCGGGACCGUGGUAAACGCUGGGCGCUGA
Lecanosticta acicola is the source of this 1032-nucleotide messenger RNA. The record is from the annotation of a GenBank genome assembly. NCBI's taxonomy places the organism in Eukaryota, Fungi, Ascomycota, Dothideomycetes, Mycosphaerellales, Mycosphaerellaceae.